This is a messenger RNA of Ostrinia furnacalis (Asian corn borer), 726 nucleotides long. RefSeq lists its product as uncharacterized. Bases 39 to 563 code for a protein of 174 amino acids. The transcript is spliced from 3 exons. The record is from RefSeq and is a predicted model, not a curated record. NCBI's taxonomy places the organism in Eukaryota, Metazoa, Arthropoda, Insecta, Lepidoptera, Crambidae.
GUAAAAUUAUUCAGUUCACGUUGAAUUUCAUUGCCAACAUGUCAGCCACCCAAGUUUAUUCCGAGGAGAUUAGUGGCGAUGGAGACAUUACCCAAGCUGUAUCUUCAGUAGCAGCUGUUCCGGCUCGGCCAGUUGACAGAAAGUUCGCUGCAGUUGGAUUCAGCCAAAGAAUGAGGAAGGCGGUUUUAUCGCACCUGCGGUUGGGUGAAUUCCAAAAAGAACCUGUUCCCAAGCCAGAAAAAGAGCCGGGGAAUUGCAGCAUUCCUAGCAACCCUCGUUGCAAGUACGGAGUGGAAUGCCUACUCCGUAGAUGCGUGUACUCACACGUAGCUCAAGACGAGGCGACGCCCGACCGCACGCCUCAGAUGCGGCGUCCGAAGCUCCUCCGCCGACACAUUGAGCGAGCCGCCAUCCCUGAGCCAGCGCCAACCAUCAAUGUCCGCCAUCGAGACGCCAUUGCUGACGCGACGCCCGCUUCUCCGCAGCCGACGCGUCACCCGCGCCGCGAUCGCCGACGCAAAGAUCGCGCACUCUAUGUUAUCCCGAAUCGUGCAAGGAGCUGAGUCUGAUAGUGAUGAUCUCCGCGCCGCCCCAGUUCCUGCCAAAUGUGUUCAUACAGCUACAACCUCCUACGACGUUGUACCUAUAGUAGCUACUUUAUACUUUACUUACUUUUGUUUAAUGUACUAAUUAAGAUUUUUUUUGAAAUAUAAAAUUGUAUCACAA